Hyaloperonospora brassicae is the source of this 1200-nucleotide messenger RNA. Lineage: Eukaryota; Oomycota; Peronosporomycetes; Peronosporales; Peronosporaceae. The record is from the annotation of a GenBank genome assembly.
AUGGACCUCACGGCGGAAGACGACGACCUCCUGAGCUACUUCCUGUCGGCCGAUGUCGCAGCAGAGCAGCCGCUGCAUGCGCUCCCACUACGUGCGACCGACAGCAGCAGCGCAGUCGAUGCAGCUGAGCAGUUUUCGCACGGGCAGACGGUGCUGCUGGCGCCCGAGCGGCCGUUUGGCAGCGACGAGACGAACAGCAGCAGCAGCUCGGCGUUCCAGCCGCCGCCCAGCAUCAGCAGCUUUGUCGAGAGUUCGAUGAUGCGUCCAAUGGCCAACGACGAAGACACGUCGUCGAGCAAUGGGGCGCUGGACACGGACGAGAAGCGGCAGCGGCGGCUGGCCAGGAACCGCGAGUCGGCGCGUCAGAGUCGGCGCCGCAAGAAGCAGUACCUGGAGUUGCUGGAGGAGAAAGUGUCACAGCUGACGGAGAGUAUUGACACGACGCGUGCGAGUCACUUGGAGCGCGCAGAUGAGACGUUGAACCAAGUGCGGUCGAAUAUGCUGAAGAGCCUCGCGGCCGAUCGGAAAAACGGCGGUGUGGAUGAGGCUGUUCAGGAAAAGGUUCGGCAGGGUCUGAUGCUGAUUCAAGAACGAUUUGGACCAAACAGUGUCGAGCGAGUUGCUGUGAAAGACUACAACUUUCGUCAACUCGACAACCUGCUGCUACCUCCGUACUGCCGGUUUCUCUUGUGGCUCAGUAUCCAGGACGAUUCGUUCUUUGACAAGGAUGAUAGUGCGGGGGUAAAAAAUGCUGGAGACGUGCCCGAGAAAAAGAAAAGCCCCGUGACGGUAAAGAAAGACACCCUGUGGUCGACGUUGACGAGCGACCUCGCUCUUACGUACGAGCAGGAUGAGAAACUGAGGUCGCUGUACAAGUCAGGCGACUCGAAGAGCAGCAAAUCGGAGCGCCGACGAGUAGCAAUGGCUGUGACCUAUUUAUGCAAGCUGAAGAAAAGUCUCGAGCAGCGCUCGGAGGCGGUUCAGCGACAAACAGAGAUGCUGCACUCUAUUUUGACGCCGGAGCAGUCACUCACAUAUUUGCGGUGGGUGGAUGCCAAUCAGGAUCGACUGCCGAGCUUUGUCGACAAGACGCUGUCAGUGCCGAACAAAGAUGCUUCGGAUGCUGUGCGCGCUAUUUUGAAAAAAGACGAUCGCGAUCUGACAGUAGAAGACGUGACUGCGCUGCUCGGGGAGCUGUGA